CAGAGUGAACAUAGUGUGAAAUGCGGAAGUGAGAACAGCACUCCUCCAGUGUGUUCUCUCUGUUUCUGGGGAGAACUGCGGCUCAGACGUAUAUUUUUGCACACACCGCCAUCCCUCCAUUUCUUUUCGGGCGCUUUGACUCGAGGGAGCUUGCGAUGAGUCGGGGAAGCAAGUCCAAGUCGCCGGAGAACCACGGAAGCUCCCUGCUGAGUCAGCAGGAGAACGAGUACAUCAUCGAACAGCUCGGCCGCAGGUGUGCGACUCUGGCCACUGCGGUGACCCAGCUCUAUAUGGCUCUGCCCCAUAGCCCCGACCACUGGACCCUGCAGUACACAGGGGCCCUGUGCUUCGUCAAGGACAACCCUCAGCGAUCCUACUUCAUCCGGCUUUAUGACAUAAAGGAGGGAAAGCAGCUCUGGGAACAGGAGCUGUACAAUCAGCUGGAGUAUUGCUGCCCUGUGCCCUACUUCCACACCUUUGCUGCUGAUGAGUGUCAAGCUGGGCUGAAUUUUGCCAGUAAAGAGGAAGCGGAAAAUUUCCGAGAAAUUGUGGAGGAGAAAAUCAACCAGAGAGCCAAUCGCCAAGAUAAAAGGCAACUUCCCAAAGUUCCCCAUGGUAGAGAAGGGCUUCCACCUCUGCCUCAACCAAAUGGACCAACUAGGCAUCCAGGGAGCAUGUCCUCACCCUCACUUGCAACAACGAACAUCCAGAGUCCUGAUAUUCAGGUGCCCCAUCAGCGUCCCUCCCCUACCGGGUUUAUGCCCCGAUUUUCCAGCAAGAACAAGAAAGAGAAGAAGAGCAAGAAAGACAAAAAGGGAUCCAAACUGAGCAAGGCCGACAUUGGAGCUCCCAGCUGCUUCACCCACGUGUCCCACGUAGGAUGGGACCCCAACAACCUGGACCCGGACCUGAAGAACCUGCUUUCCCGCGCAGGGAUCAGCGAGGCCGAGCUGAACGACGACGAGACCUCCCAGCUCAUCUACGAUGUCAUCGAGAAGUCUGGCGGGAUGGAGGCUGUCAAAGAGGAGAUGAGGAGACAGGGCUCCCAUGCUCCUCCUCCUCCACCUCCUGGCCGACCGGGACUUCCCCUCCCUGUCCCCUGCAGCAUGGCCCCUGCCCCGCCUCCUGCACGGGGUCGCUCGGGGCCCCUGCCCCCGCUUCCGGGGCAGCCUCAGCAUGGGGGGCGGCCCUCACGGAGCCCUGUACCCCCGACAAACCGGGGUUCCCUCCCGCCCCUGCCCCCUGGGGGCAGGAGUGGGCCCCCGCCCCCACCCCCUCCCUCUGCUCACCAAUCUCCCCCGCCCCCGCCACCCAGCCAGCGCCACGCCCCAUGCCCCCCCCCUCCACCUGCUCCUGCCAUGUCCAUGGGAGGUGGGGCUGGUGGCCCCGCGCCUCCUCCCCCUCCUCCUCCACCUCCUCCUCCCCCACCUCCCCCUGCUCCUCUGGCAACACCCCUUAUGGCCGCUGGAGCCCCCAAAGCCCCGUGUGCUGCACCCCCGCCCUCAGGUGGGGGGGGUAGAGGGGCUCUCCUGGACCAGAUCCGCCUGGGAAUGAAGCUGAAAAAUGUGACGGAAAGCGCAGAGACGGCCCCACCUCCGGGGGAGUCAGACGAGGGCAUCGUCGGCGCGCUAAUGAUGGUCAUGCAGAAGAGGAGCAAAGUCAUACACUCCUCUGAUGAGGGAGAUGACUUUGGAGGAGAUGAUGAUGAUGAUGAUGAAUGGGAUGACUGAUGAAUUAUUUUUCUUGUUUUUCGGGAAAAUAUAAGAAAGUGUGAAGUGAGUUUGUCUCCACACCGCCUGGGCUGGCUCCUCUAUACAGUGUGAAUGUGUGAUGGGGGGCUACUGUGGGGCAGAAAUGAAUGCAGUGAUACCGCCUGCACCGACCAGCUGCGGGCAGUAUAAGUACCAGUUCCUGUUUGUGAUCAUGUGUAAAAGCCCUCACAGGAAAAAAAAACCUACUUAAAUUGAGAAGCGGGAACAUUAGCUUUUAUAAAUACACUGAUAAACUAAAGUAAAUUAUCAACAAUUGAUCUGGUAAAUGUUUUAAAUGUAUAGGAGUCCGAACUUCAAUACAUUUAAGUACUCUAUCUUCUGCCAUCAACAAGGCGAGUUUGUGGGUUGUGUCAUGGACUGUGAAGUAACCUAUUACUUCCUGGGUCACAGAUAUGUUUGUGUUCAUGUGUCUGCUCCCAGACUGACUGCUUAAACUGUUUUAAAGAGAUUUUUCACAUGCCACUUAGAGGUGUGAACGUUCUAUUGUUGUGUGUAUAAUAAACCAUAUGUUUUGCUUA
Molecule: messenger RNA, 2290 nt
Organism: Conger conger (European conger)
Lineage: Eukaryota; Metazoa; Chordata; Actinopteri; Anguilliformes; Congridae
Product: actin nucleation-promoting factor WAS-like
Exons: 11
Coding region: 156-1730 (524 amino acids)
Biological process (GO): actin filament organization
Molecular function (GO): actin binding
Source: RefSeq, a predicted model, not a curated record